Messenger RNA from Macrobrachium nipponense, 6978 nucleotides. RefSeq lists its product as uncharacterized. Gene Ontology annotation, cellular component: plasma membrane; axon; signaling receptor complex. Gene Ontology annotation, biological process: protein phosphorylation; multicellular organism development; cell surface receptor protein tyrosine kinase signaling pathway. The record is from RefSeq and is a predicted model, not a curated record. NCBI's taxonomy places the organism in Eukaryota, Metazoa, Arthropoda, Malacostraca, Decapoda, Palaemonidae. Gene Ontology annotation, molecular function: neurotrophin receptor activity; neurotrophin binding; ATP binding.
UUGAGGAAGGAUCCGGCAGGGAGAAGGGUCUGUCGUCGAGCGGAGGAGUUCGUUCAGGUAGACUGACUGGGCUGCUCGCUGCGUCUCGUCUCCGUCGAGUUCGAAACUCGUGUUGGUGGUGGUGGAAGUGGUGUCCUUUCCCGUCACGUGGGAUGGUGGUCCACCCCCCUCUGUACUGUGGGAUGUAAAGGAAUGUCUUUGAGGUAGUUGUGAUGAUGCGUUUGUUAAACAGCCUGACGUCGUGGUAAUCGAAUUAAGAGUUCGUUCUUUGGAAAGCCGAUGCCCCCCCUCGCGUCUGCGAAAUGCGCUGGCAUAUGCAGUACACCCACCGACGACGACGGGGGCCGAAUCUCGUCCAGUGUGGGUGGAGGGUCCUGAGUGUGAGCGACCUAACGUGACUCGAAAAAUGUGAGAGAAAAAAAAGAGAGAGAGAAAUUAAGUUUCCUUUUUUUAAAUUAGCAGUGUUGUUGGACGAGCAUCCAUAUAACCAUCCCCACCCACAAAUGGCUCGGUCGACUCAUCUUCCUCAUCUUCAUCCCCUGCUGCUGAUGCUGCUGCAGGGCAUUAUUUGGCCGCUAGAAGCCCAUGGUGACCUGCCCGCUCGUCUGACGAGAAUCUGACCCGUGCUGUGGAAUCUGCCACUCAGCCAACCACCUGUUAAAAGUUAAUAUGAAUUCUCCCCUUCUAGUCUCGUCUCACCAUUCCGCGGCGAUGGUGAAGUGCCCUCUGAGAACUUGCAUUCUCCUUCUGGUUGUCCUCUUCAGUCGCCUGGAUCUCGUGAUAUCUGUCGGCCAUGGCCUUGGAAACGUUACUGGAAUCGCUCCCGCCGAAGCGUGGACUUCAAAUAGCACUCCUUCAGUGGUGAAUGAGGCUUUGCGUGGAGAUUCACAGGAUGGUCAUCAUCACGCGACCACUCCUGAGACUGUGAGCUCAGGAGAUGCUCUGGAAUUACAAAAGAAAAGCAGUUUUCUGUUAGCUGCUCUCUCUACACAGGUAACAAGAACAUCUUCUGCCACUGAGAACAAAUUAGGUAAGAAAACUGACAGUGAUUACUAUCAGUUGCCUCAUAAAAAUACUUCACAAAUAAGUGACAACAGUGAAGUCAAAGAUACCUCUACUGACACUAAUGCAACGGGCCAAAGUCUGGCAACAAAUACCAUUUCAUCAACGUUUCCUGAACCCGAAAGGAAAAGGUAUAAUGAAACUCAUUCAGAACAAACAAUAAAUGUGCAUACUCCCAGUGAAUCUAUUGAUUAUCCAUCAUCCUAUUUACCAGGUGAGCAUCCCAAAAACACCUUUGAAGCAAAACAUGAAACUAGCAACGUGCCAGAAACCCAGACAGCAGAAGAAAGGAUCAGGGACGUUUCACCUCUUGACCCUGAUUUUACAGAAGAUGCAGAUGCGAGUUUUGAUCCAUUUUCAGAUUUCUAUUAUUCAGGAUACAUGACAAAGCAAACGGCAAGAGACCACCCGUCUGGAAAUGAGAGACAUGGCCACCACCACUCUGGAACUGAGAAACACAAGUUGCCACCCCACUGGAGGGAAAUUCCAGACACGCAUCAUUCGAACACCCAAACACAGGAUCAAGGACAUGGUCUGCAUCAUUCAAGCACCCAAACACAGGACCAAGGACACAGUCUGCAUCAUUCGAGCACCCAAACACAGGAUCAAGGACACGGUCUGCAUCAUUCAAACACGCGAGAGCAGGACCAAGGACAUGAUCUCCAUGACUAUGAGACCAGCAAUUCCCCUCACAGCAAUGCUGAUAUGCUAAACUAUGAGACAAAGUUUUUUGAUGACGAUGAUGGCUUAGAUUUUGAAGGCUACGAAACUGGGAUGUCAAGUCAGGGUCCUCGAAAACCUGAGAUCUCAAAUGAGAGACCACAUGUACCAGGUAUAUCAAGUCACGAUUCCAGUGGAGAUGAUGUUUCAGGCCUGGGGUCAAGUACACCUGAGAUAACAAACCAAGACCCCUUGGAACCUGACAUGACACAUCAUGGAUCUAGGACAUCAGUUCAAAAACCCUUGGAAACUGAGGUGUCAAGCCUACGAACCAACGAGAUUGAGAUGUCAAGCCAGGGUCCCAGUACACCAGAAAUACGGAUUCGCGUGCCUUCUGGAUCUAGAAUAUCAAGUCACAGAUCCCACGUAAGGCCGCAUGAACCCAAGAAUCCACACCAGAGACCUGAAAGACCAGAGCUUUCGAGCCAAGGAACUGGGGAGUAUGACCAUAUUGAAGCAGAGGAGCAGGGUGAGGGAAGGAACUCACUCCGUAAUGUAACAGGCCAUGCAAACGAGGAAACCACGAUGCGACAGGACUUCGAAGAAGUGAUCGCCGAUGAAAAAGCGACCUUUGAAAGCGACAUGGAAAACGAGUUGCCCACUGGGGAAGAGAAUCCGGAAGUCAAUAGGGAUUCCUUUGAUUUCGAGGACUCCCAAGCCAUUGAGGAGAACUACAUAGACCACGAGAGCAACAGCGCCAAUCCCGUCAGUGGGGGUCAGUCCAUCCACGGCAGGAACGGCCAUCCCUACCUGACAUACGGCGACGACCACGAGGACUUCAAGGGGUAUGCGACCUACGAAUCGGGUCGUUACUUUUACGACCACUAUUACGACUACUACUACGAUUACGGCGGGGUGUCAGUGUGCGUCCCGGAAAACAGUUUGUGUGCUGCCGUCGAAAUCUCCCCGGAAGGAACCUCUCCCGGAAGGGGUGCUGAUGACGGGUACGACCUGGAGGGCAGCGCUGCUACCCAAAAAUGGUCCCUCGACCUCUCCACUGACAAUCCCACAAACAACCCCGAAGCGAACGGGGAUCCUACCAUCAGCCCCACGAGGAGUGUAAAUAUUGACUUGGGGCUCAGAGUAGUGUGUAACGAGUCUGUCAGACUACAGAAAGUCUCCCAAAUGAUCGAUCAUGGAUGCAGGUUGAGAACUCUGGAAAUAAUCGUCCAUCACCAGAUGGAACUCUGUCGCGUAUCAUCACACGACCUGGAACACUUCCACAACGUGACGUACCUGGCAAUAACACACUCUGGUCUCCAGGUGGUAGAGGAUGGUGCCUUUGCUCUCCUGCCAAGACUUCACUCUCUGGACCUGAGAAACAAUCAGCUGGUUAUCCUGUCAUGGAGGACGUUGUGGAGACAUUCUUUGCUUGGCGAACACCUGCGUCACCUGAACGUCUCUGGAAACCCCCUGGACUUCCAGGACUGCCAAAACGCCUGGCUCAUCCCCUGGAAGACGCGCUCCUGGGCCAGGGGCGGGAGGUCGUGGGAGGAAGAACUCCUGAGGGAAGAGGAGGGAGAAGAAGAAGAAGAAGAAAGUGACGAAGGCCCUGAAGGGGGUGCUGACGAAGGCGUACUAGGAGGCGCCACUGGAGACUGGGAGGAACAGAGAGUCGGAAACAGGACGACCAACCUGACGAAGGACAGCGCUGCUUCUGGUGCUUCUGGGGACGACUGUCCGGAUAUGAUCGCCUCAUCUUCGUCAGGACCUUCGUCGUCGCCUUCUUCAGGAUGCUAUCUGUGCCCAGCCAACCUCACCGUCAUCGAAGGCAAUACUGGCACAGGUGUGGGUCAGUGUCACUACACGCUCGUCAGGUGUUCUGCAAGAGGCAACCCUUUACCUCAGAUCGACUGGAACGUCCCCAGCCACCUGGUCAUCAUAAGCGUCCAAGAGGAACGUCCGGACAAUUUCACCUUCGUCUCGACCCUCAACCUCACUUAUACCUCCUCCUCCUCCUCCUCCUCCUCCGGUAGUGGUAGUGGCUCCUCCUCCUUCUCCAGCAGCAGUGGCAGCAGCAGCAACGGUAGUUACGAGCCCUUAGUUUGUAUCUCGCAGAACAACAGAUACGUCAGCCUGGAACAGAUCGAUCUAAGCAUUCCGCAGGAUGCGACGCUUCCUCCCCAGAUCUGCUGGACGCAGUUCGAAAAGUCGGCCGUCUACGAGAAGUUCGAGUACGUGGCCCAGGCGCAGCCGCCGAGGAACAUAACCUGGUGGUAUUACCCUUGCAAAGGGAACCCCAUGUCCUUCGACGGGAAGGGGCGGGACCUGAUGCACUACUACAACGAGACGAGUCCCCAUUCGUCCUACAUGCAAGGUUACCUGAGAUUCCCAGACAAAAUGGGCGGCGGCAAGAAGACCGGCCACUACGAGCUGCAGAUCAGUAACGCCCAUGGCACCGCCCGCUUCUCCUACAUCCUGAACCAGAGACCCAAGCCCGACAGCUGCGAGAAGGGCGAGGCCUUCGAGAUAGACCCCCAGAGUCGCCCCAUCAGGAGGGUCUCGCCGUUCCCGACGAGGCCUCCCACGCCUGAGGUCCCCUGCGUCCUCAUCACUCCCUCCAAUCACACCCACACGCCCACGACUGCCAAAGCGCCCGCCUCUCCAGCCGCAACCACCACCACAACGCCCACGCCGCCAGUCCCUCUCCCGAUCAUCCUGACCAUCUCCGCGGGCAUCCUGGUCUUCGGGGUCACCCUGGUCCUGGUCGUGCUGCGGAACGUCCUCGGGAAGCGUGGACGACCCGGUAUGGACAACGACCCCUGCCCGGACUCCCCCUUCCAGAUCACCUUCAUGGACGACGACUGCCAGAAGAAGACGGAGGGGCUUCAGGCGCACGAGCUGAUGCCUCUCAGUGCUGACCGGCUGGUCGAGAAUCCCGAGUACAUUGGCAACGGCACCGCCAUCACUCCGUCCAAACCUCAGGCUCGUGUCAUUCCCAGAGAUAAGGUGAAAUUUGUGUCAGAACUCGGCGAGGGAGCUUUCGGCAGGGUCUACCUCGGCAUCUUGGAAGAAGGCUGGGGAAGGACUACGCAGGUCGCAGUGAAAACCCUGAAGAGCGUGGGGCCCGAAGCCCGUCAGGAGCUGGAGAGGGAGGUGGAACUGCUCAACAACCUCCUCCACAAGAACAUAGUGAGUUUCUACGGCGUCUGCUACAAUUCGGACCCCCUCCUCAUGGUCUUCGAGUACAUGGAACACGGGGACCUCAACAAUUACCUCAGGAGUCAUAACGAGGACGUAGCCCUCCUGUCUGGCGAGGAACCCGCGUCCUCGGAGCCUCUCUCCGUCAUGGAUUGUCUGCAGGUGGCGCUGCAGAUAGCUGCGGGCAUGAAAUACCUGGCGUCGCAGCACUACGUUCACCGGGACCUUGCAACGAGAAAUUGCUUGGUCGGUGCCAACUUGGUCGUGAAAUGCGAUUUCGGAAUGUCCCGAGAUGUCUACACGAACGACUACUAUCAGUUCGGAGGUCGAACUCUGCUUCCAGUAAGAUGGAUGCCUCCCGAGAGCAUCCUGUACAGACGCUUCACCAUUGAGUCUGACAUCUGGAGUUUUGGCGUCGUUCUGUGGGAGAUUUUCACGGGCGGAAAACAGCCCUGGUACGGCUAUACGAACCAAGAGGUCAUCACGCAAAUCACGGCUGGAAGGAUGCUGAGCUGCCCUGAGCGGUGUCCUCCGGACAUGUACCGCAUCAUGCUCUCCUGCUGGUCAAAGAACCCUCAAGAGAGGCUGCCGAUGGCCACACUCUAUGACAGGAUCUGCAGCCUCACGACAGUGGAGCCCCACGUCUUGGACUACGACUGAACGAGGCCUGAGAUAACGUAUGGGUUGGUUUGUUUACAUUCGCGGACUACGACUGAAGGGGACCUCAGAUAACGUACGGGUUUGUUUGUUUACAUUCGUCUGGACUCUCGAGGCGAGUGAGAACCAAGUGGAAGGUGACUUUAAGGUCUGCAGACUCACGACUGUGGAGCCCCACGUCCUGGACUAAGACUGAGGGAGACCUCAGAUAACGUACGGGUUGGUUUAUUUAUGUUUGUAAGUCUCGAGGCGAAUAAGAGUCAAUGUGCAAGGUGACCAAAUGGCCUUUUCGAAUUGGGAUCUUAUUCUCACGAUUUGCUGGGGUAAACCUGUAGACUUGGCGACUAAAUAUUAUAAGCUUUAUGUUGCCAAAAGACAAUCGAAAUUGAUAAGAGAGUCAAAGAAAAAUAUGAACUAAAAUCAUCCUGAUUUCACUUCAGUCUGACUAAAUAACAGGGGUCUAAUUUCCCUUUUUAAAAUUCGAUUUUUAUUAAAUCAAGACUUCAUCUGCGAACAGGGAAGGACCUUACCAAGGCUCAACUUUUCUUUUUUUAGAAUUCAUAAGGAAACUGUUGUAUCAUUUUGGUUAAGAGAAUACAAUUGCAGUUAAGACAAGUGCUUUGAUAUAAAAAAAUUAUCUAUGAGUUUUUUGUUUUUGUUUUAUUUUUUUGAACAGAAGAAAAAGAUUAAUAAUAAAAUGGAAGGUUCUAGAUAUUAUAAAAUGAAACGCGUGAUAUUUCAGUUAACAUAUCAGAUUAUUUCAUAUUUUCUGUGCAAUUCAGAAUCAGUUUUGAGUUAAAGGUUAAAAAAAUUAUUUUGUCAACUUGCAUGCGUGGUGUAAAACGAGAGGAAUUUGUCACAUAAUUUGAAAAGUUAAUUUAGUUUUUGAACAGUAAAAAAAAAAUGAGUGAAUGACGCCAUUCCUGAAAAUACGUGACCAAUAAUAUUUAUUAUUCAUCUUGAAAAAAAUGAAUAUAAUGUAGCACAGUUCAUAAGCAUAAAUUCAAACUGAUCUGACAUUAAUGGAGUCAUUUGCAUAGCAAUUGCUACAAGAGUGAAAAAAGAAACGAUAAUGGUGAUUGUGAAAGCAAUGACAAUGAAAAGUGUUGAUAGAUUGUGAAGUGAAUUAACAUUGUGUCUUUGUUAAACAGACGUUGGAGAAGAGAAAAAAAUUAUUAAAAGAAGGCAAACAACUUUGGAAUCUCAAAGUGAAAUUAAUUAACGCUUGGAAAUGUGGGGUCUAUAUCUUCUGUACUGAAAGCUUUCUAAAAAACAAAGAAACUAAAAGAAAGUGAAAGACAAAAAACAAAUUUUCUCCUUCCGUCUCGAAAGGUUCGUUGCUACGAAAGCAAUAAAAUAUAAAAAAAAUAGUUUAGAAGACAAAAAAAAAAAAGGAAA